CCAUGGCUGUGACUCGGGGUAAAUACUGAUAAUCUCCCCACAAAACCUCUGUGAGGGCUGCUGGGAGUUGUAGUUGCACAACGUGCCGGGGGAAUGGCUGUAGUUACUCCCUAGUCUGUGUGGGACCCAUUAGCCCUAUGUGCCCCCCCCCCCCCCAUGGGGCUGAAUUGCUGCACCCAGUGCUGGGGGGUAGGAGGCUCCUGUGUGUGCCCCUCGGUGGCGCUGUGCCACCCACUCUCCCCGUAUGGGUGGCGCCUCCCCCUUCCCCAGGCUCCUCCCCUUCUCCUGACGUGCAGCCAGGAUUCUCUCCCUGCCAGUGGAGCAGCGGAGGCAGCAGUGGAGCAGGAGGGAGAGGAGCAGGAGGGCUGCACAGACACAGGGGGGCAACACAUGGGGGCCCGGCCCUCUCUUGUCUCCUAGUGCCCUGCCCACCCUCCCUGCCAUGCCCAGGGCUGGCACAGUGUCCUUGGGUGCCCUCAGGGGGGCCAGAGCUGCCUGCGGCUGGGAGAGCGUCCCCUGAGAGACAGUCAGGUAACCAGGAGGGGAGGGCGCUCUCGUCGCUCAGGUCUCCAGCGUGAGUGCGGGGGAGAGCGAGGAGCGGUGGGGGAGAGUGCUGAGCAGUGAGAGAGAGGCCGGGCAUGGAACACAAUGAGAGAGUCAGUCAUGGACCCCUCUGGGACCCUCUGGCAGUUCCUCCUGCAGUUGCUGGAAGAGCAGAGCCACCGGCACCUCAUCUCCUGGACCUCCAACGACGGGGAAUUCAAGCUCCUGGAUGCGGAGGAGGUGGCGCGACUGUGGGGGCUGCGAAAGAACAAGACCAACAUGAACUACGAUAAACUCAGCCGCGCUCUCCGGUAUUACUAUGACAAGAACAUUAUUAAGAAGGUGAGUGGGCAGAAGUUUGUGUACAAGUUUGUUUGUUACCCGGAUCCCGGCAACAGUGAGGUCUCUAAGGACGAUGGCAAGUGCAGAGAGAGUGUGAGCGAGCCCAGCCAGCCCCCCAAAUCCGCCGACAGCUCCCCCUUUGUCCCCAAGAUGGUUCGGAGCAGCUCUAAGACGAGUCGCAAUGAGUACAUGCGCUCCGGCCUCUACUCCACUUUCACCAUCCAGUCCCUGCAAGCCCCCCCUGCAGGCCAGCCCAAGACUAGCAAGCUGGAAGCCCCUCCUCCACUGACUGAAGCCCCGCCCUCACUCCAGGUGAAAGGGCAGAGCAUCGAGGUACCACCCCCGUACGAAGUGGCUGAGCAGAACAGUGAGGCCCUGUCUGUAGAAGUGAAUAUUCACAGCUCCGAGGAGCUCCAGUUACAGGUGACCGUGGACCCCCCCACACCUGAUAUUAAGGUGGAGGCAGCGGCAGAAGACCCCAUUGGUGGAAGCGAGGGCCUCUCCGAUGCGCCAUUGUUCCCUACGGUUCUGCCUGAGCUGAAGGUGCCGGAGCCCCCCAUGACCCAGGAGAUCCUGGUUGUGAUUGACUCCCCGGAGAAGGAGGAUACGAAGAACGAGCAGAGAGACAGGGAUGGGGGACCCCCCACCCCAACUUCCUCCGCCGAGGGGCAGUCAGUGAAAGGGAAGAAGCCAAAGGACUUGGAGCUGCCAUACUCUGCUGUGAUUGGCCAGGAGAAGAUGAACUCUGCUAUGAACUCACUUCUGCCCCCGGGGAGCGCGUCUUCUGUCAUCACCUCCCACUCACUGACUCCCCUCCUGCUCACCCCAAGUUCCCUCCCACCCUCUAUUCACUUCUGGAGCACCCUGAGCCCUAUCGCCCCCCGGAGCCCAGCCAAGCUCUCCUUCCAGUUCCCAACCAAUGGCAACAACCAAAUCCACGUCCCCACCCUGAGCGUCGACGGACUCUCCACCCCUGUCGUUCUCUCUCCCGGACCCCAAAAGCCAUAAGGGACCCGCGCAGCCGACAUUCCCGCGCUUUUUCAUUUGCCCGAGGGCGCCUUUUCUGCCCCAAGCGCUCUCCGAGGGAGUUUGCCGGGAUACAGAACCUUCAUGAAACCUUUAUUUGCUGAAGGAAAGGUGGCACCAAUAUCUCCGGUGGCCCCGGGACUUCUGUACGUUCGGCCGGUAGAGAGGCCACGCCUCCAGCGGGAGGAACGGGAUCGAGUUUUCCGUAGUCGCAGUGUUGGAGGCCAAUGGAUAGAGCAAGGAAUGAUGGGAGACGGGGUCGUUUAUUGAUUGGAUAGACCCUCCUCUCAUUGGUUUAUUAUCCUGGAGGUCUGUCGUUUUAUCAGGGAAUCGGCCAAUGGCUGACGGGACAUACUUGAAUAUGGGGGGCGUUACCCAGACUGGAGCUCAGGCUUGGGUGGGCGGGGGCAGAAAAUAUUUUUCUACUUUGCUGGAGAUAAAGGGAAAGGGGUUUGGCUACUUGGUCGUGUACGAGGGGGGGGGCGUCGGAAGGGCGUCGCCAAUUUCCUCCAACCAAAAAGCUGCAACGCGUGGGCCGGCCAAUUAAAGAUGGACGCCUACGCGAUACAUUUGCUCUCGGACAAACACAAGGAGACGCCAACGUGGCCUGGAGUUCUGUGGGACAAUAUGGCCGCCCCGUGGGUCACGUGACUGCCGGGGACGACACUUCUUAGCUGCUCUGUGAUUCUAACAAAAAAGAAGGUCUAUUUUUUGGGAUAUUUCGCUAUUUUUCUGAAGUUUCUCUAUUUUCUGUCAGAGGUUCUACAAGUCCGGUCCGAACCCGUCACCGGGGGGGUGGGGGGGACCGGGAUCUCAUCCUCAUCACAAUAUGCAGCUUUAUUGCCUCCCAGGAGGGCAGGACAUGACCCCCCCGGGUGGGAAACAAGGGCCCGAAUGGUUCUGUUUAUUUAUGGGCUCUCGGUUCCUAUCUGGGUCAGGGCUCUGUGCUGAUUGGCUGCCUCGGGAGUUCAUUCGCUCACCGCAAUUUACAGUAAAUGUAUAUUUUUCUAUAACCCAUAGAAGGGAUAGUAACGUAACCCUAACGGGGCCCUAAGGGCCCGACUUGCUCCUCGUUGGAGCCUUUCCCACCGCCCGUUUCUGUAUUCGCUCCCCCCCUCUCUUUGGAUGCCCUAUGGAACAGUCUACAUUCCCUUUCAGUGAUCCCAGGUCACAUGAUUCCAAAGAGCUCCUCAGGAAUGUUCCACAGACGCCAGGCAGAGAGGGGGGGCCCCGCUGCCGGGGGUAUUUAUUGCUUUAUUGGGGGGCUCACUCUCUGCUUCCUAAGGCCUUUCAUUUCCUACUAUAAGGGCGUCUUGUCCUUGAAAGGGCUUUGGGGGGGGGGGGUAAAAUAAGGGGCUUUUUUCCUGGGUUUUUGGGGCAUUUUCAUUGGCCGAGGCUAAUUAAGAGUCAUUAAUAUAUAUCCGUUAUUUCUGUAAUUACUUUAUAGAACCCCUGCUUGUGGGCUCAGCCCCUCCCAGCUUUGGGAGGGGCCUUGGCCAGAGAGAGAGGAAUGGGGCUCCACCUUGUGGAGUAAAGACGGUAUUGCGUCUAUGUGGUUUGAGCCCCCACAUUAAUGUGUACGGGGGGGCACAGAAAUAAUAGUACGAGUGAGAGCAAAUCCUAUUGGUUGCUUUAAAUUCUAAGCACAAGGUGGGCCCCCCCUCUUUUUGCCAAUAGGCAGGGACGGGGGUCCCGCUAUUAUAGUUAGAGUUACCCCUACAGUUUUUGUACAUGGAACGUUGAGGCUUCUGUUUAAUGGGGUCCUGUAGUUUCUUUUUCCCAGAAUGCCUUUAGCCCCCCAGCCUUUGGCUGAUUUGUUUGGGGGGGGGCGCUGCAGGUUUCUAGCUAAGGGCUUGCAGUACCAUUUGUCGCCACUUGGGGCUAUUCUGACUGUAGGGUUACGCUAGGGGGGGCGGGGAUCUCUCGGGGGCGUUUUAAUUUUGUAUAAAUCCCUCCCACAUGUGGGGCGGGGUCUGUGUGGGACCCAAGGGGUGAAGCUUCCCCUUUAAGCUGCUGGUUCUGUUCAGGGAGGGGGCACUUACACACGGGUAGGUCCCCAGCGUGGGUUGUGGGGGGGGGGGGGGGUAGAUUAUAAAUAAAAUUUAUAUUUGGAUCUUUUUAGCCUUAAUAUGAGGGCAGAGUUCCCUGCGCCGGGGGAAUGCAGUGUUAAUAGCCCCCCUGGGGGGUACCAGGGGCUGGCAUGGAUAUUAGCCCUGUGUGUAUGGGGCUCAUUCCCCCCACACUGUCGCACCCCCAAUGCCAAUCUGUAAGUGAAUGUAAUAGACUGGCACCUGGGGGGGGGCAUGGUGCCCCCGGUGGGUUUGUGCCGCGCUUUAUUCUUAUUUCAUAUUGAAAAGAUACUCGGUGCCAGUUUCUGUGCCAAUCAGCAGGGUGAGGGGGGUAACGGGCAGUCUCUGGGCAAAUGCGCCGGGGGGGGGCAAGACUUUUGCUGCUACGCACGGUCAUGUGGUUUAUUUAAUGGAGGGUAUGAGUAGGUGGCACUACAACUCCCAGCAGCCUCUGCUAGUGGCGGCGGGGAAUUGUCAUUUCUAGGGUUUGUUUUUACGUUGGGGGCAGUGCCAGGCUGCGGUUGGUCAGUGAUCCUGCUCUGUGUGCCAAUCAGCCGCCAGUAUUUAGGGGUGGGAGUCGCUGGCAGGUUGCACUAUUUCCUGAGUAUUUCCCUGUCUGCCCCACCUGGCACUGAGAGGGUUACAGGGGUAUUUAUUAUAGGGAAGCUUUUUCUAACGCUCACUCAUGGCACGUCCCGCCCACUCACUCACGGCACGUCCCGCCCACUCACUCACGGCACGUCCCGCCCACUCACACUCACGGCACGUCCCGCCCACUCACACUCACGGCACGUCCCGCCCACUCACACUCACUCACGGCACGUCCCGCCCACUCACUCAUGGCACGUCCCUCACACUCACUCACAGCGUGUCCCACCCACUCACGGCACGUCCCGUCCAAUCACACUCACAGCGUGUCCCUCACACUCACGGCACGUCCCGUCCAAUCACACUCACUCACAGCGUGUCCCACCCACUCACGGCACGUCCCGUCCAAUCACACUCACUCACAGCGUGUCCCACCCACUCACGGCACGUCCCGUCCAAUCACACUCACUCACAGCGUGUCCCACCCACUCACGGCACGUCCCGUCCAAUCACACUCACAGCAUGUCCCUCACACUCACGGCACGUCCCGUCCAAUCACACUCACUCACAGCGUGUCCCACCCACUCACGGCACGUCCCGCCCAAUCACACGCUCCCAAUGUCCCAAUCGCAAUGAGCCCUGGGCCAGGGAGCUGACUGUUUAUUCUGCACAUCAGGCCGUUAGUGUUUGGCCAGUUGGCCACGUGACUCUCCAGUUGGAACUAAUGUUGGUCGCAGGGGGAGGGGCCUGAAAGCUGUCUUUGCCUUAAGGGCUGAACUACACGAAUGACUUAAACAGGGCUCAUUGUUUCCUAUGGGGCAGUGCACACAGCCUCCCCCGUACGUCUCCUACUGCCCAGCACAUGGGGGCUCCUGGGGGCCACGGGUUCAUUGUCUGAGCCGCUUGGGACUCACUGAACACAAUGUGCACUUUUUCAUGACAAUAGUUUGUUGCAGUAGGAGGGGAAAUUGCCCCGAUAUUGCGCCACAUCGCUCCUUCCUGGUCCGACUCGUUACACGGCCGUAUCCGGGGCCGACUCGUUACACGGCCGUAUCAGGGGCCGACUCGUUACACGGCCGUAUCAGGGGCCGACUCGUUACACGGCCGUAUCAGGGGCCGACUCGUUACACGGCCGUAUCAGGGGCCGACUCGUUACACGGCCGUAUCCGGGGCCGACUCGUUACACGGCCGUAUCCCGGGCCGACUCAUUACACGGCCGUAUCACGGGCCGACUCAUUACACAGCCGUAUCACGGGCCGACUCGUUACACAGCUGUAUCAAGGUCCGACUCAUUACACAGCCGUAUCAGGGGCCGACUCGUUACACGGCCGUAUCAGGGGCCGACUCGUUACACGGCCGUAUCAGGGGCCGACUCGUUACACGGCCGUAUCCGGGGCCGACUCGUUACACGGCCGUAUCCCGGGCCGACUCAUUACACGGCCGUAUCACGGGCCGACUCAUUACACAGCCGUAUCACGGGCCGACUCGUUACACAGCUGUAUCAAGGUCCGACUCAUUACACAGCCGUAUCACGGGCCGACUUAUUACACAGCUGUAUUAAGGUCCGACUCAUUACACAAUUGUAUCAAGGAAGAUUAUUGUAAAACCUUAUAUAUUGUUACAGCCUGUAAAUAUAUUUUUUAACAAUGGA
Messenger RNA from Xenopus tropicalis (tropical clawed frog), 6219 nucleotides. RefSeq names its product ELK1, member of ETS oncogene family (gene elk1). Gene Ontology annotation, biological process: regulation of transcription by RNA polymerase II; regulation of DNA-templated transcription; DNA-templated transcription. NCBI's taxonomy places the organism in Eukaryota, Metazoa, Chordata, Amphibia, Anura, Pipidae. Gene Ontology annotation, molecular function: sequence-specific DNA binding; DNA-binding transcription factor activity; DNA binding. The coding region runs from base 649 to 1893 and encodes 414 amino acids. The record is from RefSeq and is a predicted model, not a curated record. The transcript has 7 exons. Gene Ontology annotation, cellular component: nucleus.